Gasterosteus aculeatus aculeatus (three-spined stickleback) is the source of this 3316-nucleotide messenger RNA. RefSeq names its product B2 bradykinin receptor-like. Lineage: Eukaryota; Metazoa; Chordata; Actinopteri; Perciformes; Gasterosteidae. Gene Ontology annotation, molecular function: C-C chemokine receptor activity; C-C chemokine binding; bradykinin receptor activity. The record is from RefSeq and is a predicted model, not a curated record. Gene Ontology annotation, biological process: vasoconstriction; G protein-coupled receptor signaling pathway; calcium-mediated signaling. Gene Ontology annotation, cellular component: membrane; external side of plasma membrane.
UGUUAUUAAAGUGUACUAGUUAUAAGAUGAAGACAAACUAUGCAUGCUAUGUUACAUUUACUCAUUGAGGCAUAAAUCCAAAUGCAUCUACAUUGAAUGUUUUUGAAUGUGAGGGAAAGAUAAGAUAGAGAGGUUUCAGGUUGCAGCAGAUUCACACCUGGAUGUGAAGGGGACAAACCAGGAGGAGACACGUUUGAAGGAGAAGCCUUCUGAAUAACAUUCAAAUGCACUCAAAAGACACGCUCCAGUUUUCGAAGGACUAAACAUGCAGAAGAACUGUUUGAAUUGUUCUUGAGCCGCUUUGAUAAGUCUCAUCAGACUUGGUCGGAGAAUUCUCUAUUUCGCGAAAUAUUUCACUAUUCGCAUUGUAUUUCACUCUGUAAUUGUAUUCCUUAUCACUUUGUUUAGUUAUUAAAUUUGAGCCAGUUGACACUUUUGAUUCAGAGAACAAAGAAGUGUGAUCUCCCUCGAGGGCCCAUCGAACCCCAAGCGCUGACGAUCCGACCGGCAGACGGUACGACCGGGACCGGACGGUACUUGCACGGUGGCCGACACUGGAGGAGUAGCCCGCAGGAAUUUGCCAAUAGCGACUACGCCUGUAUGAUGGAAAAGGAUAAUAACCUGAUGGAUUCCUUUGUUUGGGGUUUUUGAGCGGAAGCAUAGACAGUAGUGGACUGUAUCACAACUUAUUUUUUAGCAAAAUAACUCAACAAAGCCUGACGUUCUUUGUUCCAGCCUAAAGGUUUUUUGAACAUAACAAUUUCGUCAUUUUAACCCUGACCAUUCGAGGGCCUCCAUUGUACAUCCAAAUACAAGUGAUGUACCACUGAUUUGAGGGUUUCGGGACAGAGGAUGUCACAUCUGUACAGACUGUAAAGCCCUCUGAUGCAAAUUUGUAAUUUGCAAUUUUGGGCUAUACAAAAUAAAAUUAAUUGAAUUGGAUUGAAAGUGUAUAAAUAAAGAACCAUUAAUAAAGACAUGUAAAAACACUUAUUUUACGGUUCGAGAAACUAAAAUGUGAUGGUGGAUUGGAAAAGGAGGAAACGAUAUCUCAGUUGCGACACCAGGAAGUCUCAUGACUCGACUGAAGUAGCAAAAAUUAACUUUUUUCCAAGGAAAUAUGACAGUCAUGCUCAUGCAUUUACUAAUCCCUUGUAUUAUGUCUAUACUGCCUAUUCAAUUUUUUUUAUACUUAUUUUGCUUGAAUACUCAAACUACCAUGGUUUGGCUGUCUAUUAGAUUAUUAGAUACUAUAUCAGUCCUCAGGAAAGAGCUAAUAAUCGCAGGCUUAAUGAUUCAGGCUCCAAUCCAUCUUCCUGCAUUUCCAGUGAUGCACACGAACACAGCGUAGAAAAUCAGGUUCAUUAUCUAUCAUAACUUAGUUAGGUAGAUAACACAGAGAUUGGAGGUUAGGACCUUACAGAGAGGGGUAUGGCAUUAGUCCCUUACAGCAGGGAGGGAUGAUGGACCACAUAAAGACAAUGCCAAGUGGUUGAAUUGUUGAAUUGUUUGAUCGGCUUCAACAGAAAACUUCUGCCCAUAAAAAUGGAACCUCUCCUACAAAAAGAGAUGAGCAGGCAAAGUAGAAGCAGCAAUUGCUUUCAACGUUAUCCAUUUGGCUGGAGGAACGUGGUUUGGGAGGAAGCUUGAAGUUGGCAGACCUUUUAUUUCCAGUUUCCCAUAAGAGAGGGCGUCAGUUUCAGACUGAGGACAGUAAGGGAGACUUGCUGAAGCAGUGUAGCCUGACAUCUGGACUUUUCCCAUCUGGACUUAUUCAGGAAGUAUGGCUCUCCAACCUACAAGCGUCCCAGACCAAAACAACACCAACGGCACGGAUUGUCCUGAUCUUUACGACUGGGACUGGCUCUACACUAGUCAACCAGUAUAUAUUUUGCUCAUAACUGUGCUGGGAAUUCUGUUCAAUGUGUUUAUCCUGAUGGUUUUCUGCUUCCACAAGAAGGCCUGCACCGUGGCUGAGAUCUACUUGAGCAACCUGGCCGCUGCAGACCUCAUCCUGGUGUCCUGUUUGCCUUUCUGGGCUGUCCACAUAUCCAACGGAUUCAAUUGGCCUUUUGGUCUGUUCAUGUGCAAAGCGGUCAACCUGGGCAUUAAGAUAAACGCCAACAGCAGCGUCUACUUCCUCGUUCUGGUUAGCAUGGACCGCUACGUGGCACUGGUGCAUACAAUGUCCCAUGGAAGAAUGCGUAGGCCAAAAUACGCCAAACUGGGCUGUCUGCUGAUGUGGGGUUUCGGCUUGCUCCUGAGUUUCCCCACACUCUUCUUCAGAAAAGUGAAUUAUUUUCCAGAGUAUAAUGUGACUGCCUGCUUUCUGGAGUACCCAAACUUAACCACAGAGCUGUUCUUUGAUGGGAUGCUGAUCGUUUUUGGCUUCAUCGUCCCCAUUUCCAUUUCUUCAUUCUGCACCAUUAAGAUUAUUCAGGCUUUGAAGGUUCAGAUGACGGAGAGGUUCAAUGCUGAGAAAACAGAGCAGAAGGCCACCAAUUUGGUGCUGGCGGUCCUCCUGGCGUUCUUUAUCUGCUGGGUGCCCUUCCACGUGGUCACCACACUGGAUGUACUGGUGCGAGCUGACAUCCUGGGAGGGUGUCAUCUCCAGUCUGUCCUAGAUAUCUGCAAUCAGAUAUUCAGUUACUUGGCCUUCUUCAACAGCGUUCUCAACCCCAUCCUAUACGUCAUUGUUGGAAAGAACUUUCGUAAAAAAGUUAGUGAACUCUUUAAGGAGUGGAAGAUUAAGACAGCAGCCGCGCCUGAGUCCUUGCGUAUAUCACACCUGUCCUCUACUGUGAAGACUGUGGUAUAAAGCACUGCUAGUAUAACUGAUGGGACGAAAUCACCCUUCCUCCAAACAAUGUCUUCUCAUACCUGCUCUCACAAAGAUGGACAGGAUUUCAUUAUUUGUAAGGGAUCCGGUUGUUUGUGCAAGGCCGUUUUGUUUUUCUCGCUUUUUAAACAGUUUCACCGUGCGUAAUAAACAGCAGCUGGUCUCGUGUUUCAAAUAUUUGCAUACGCAUUGUAAACACACGGGUGGUGUGAUACAAAUCAGUGGAAAAGGACAUGUAAAUACAGUUGUCAUAUUGACUGCCUAUAACAAAUGUAUUUUUAUACCAACAAAAACUGGUCAAAUAUAACAUAUUGCAUUUAAUGGAUGUCAUGAAUGUUGUUAAUGUAGAAGCCCAACAACUAGUUUGCUAAGAGUUGUCUGGUGUGUUUGACUCAUAAGGUCUGCAGAGUUAAAAACAGAAUUCUGUUCAGAGUUUCCAGUGGUGACACAAAAAACAUGCUCCUUUUGUUGGCUGUA